AUGGACUCGACCGCAGCCAAGAUCCAGGCUCUGGGCGAUCUCGAGUUGGCCGUCUUGCUCUGUUUAGUAGCCCAGCAACACUGUAUAAUAUCUACUCAGAACCUACUACUCGACACCCUCGCCCAGGAACUUCAGCUAGUCCCCACAACUACUCUUGAUGACUUCAAAGAGUCCAUUCUGGUCGAUGCUCCAGAUGCAUCCCAUGAUCAUCUUGCGUCUUCUACCCAUCUUUCGCUGCCCUCCUUCAAGCCUACCACCUCGAGGCACACCUUUUUCCGCAACCAGUCUGGCACGAGCAACGAACUCGAUGAGCGGAAAAUCGCCGACAUCAUCAUUGCAAAGGACCUAAAUAUGGCGAGCAGCAACGUUCAGACUCAAGCUCUAGAGAACGAUAUGUUUGCCAUCUCACAUCACCACACCGAGGAUGAUGGCUUUCCGAAUCUUGAAGAACAAGAAUUCAAGGAGCCACCACAAUCUGACGAUGCUGUCUCCAUCUCGUCGGUCGUCAAGCAUACUCUUUCCAAUGGGGAGGCUGUUUCUGAAUCGCCUUCAAUCACGCCCAACGAGAUCCAGGACUUGCGUACUGCCGUCAUUAGUGUUCGAGUGAGCGCCGAAGUGGCUGCAUACCUCCACAACGUUGUCAUAUUUAUGCGUCUGAACCGCUUCGUUGCAGGAGGCAUCUCUGCCUAUGCUACUCGACACUUCCGAGCCAUCGUCUAUGCUCUUGCACCCCUGCAUGGCCUCGAAUACGUUCCUCCUUCAUUGGUCGCGUUGGCGGCAAGAAAAGUCUAUGCCCAUCGUUUGAUCUUGGCAACUCCAAGCACCGAAAGGAGCAUGCAAUGGGGCAGCGACUUUCGUGCAGUUGAGCAAGUCUUGCAGGGUGUCACGGUUGAGGAUGCCAUUGAGUCAGUCCUCUCGAGUGUGGAAGCGCCACUCUGA
Aureobasidium vineae is the source of this 939-nucleotide messenger RNA. The record is from the annotation of a GenBank genome assembly. NCBI's taxonomy places the organism in Eukaryota, Fungi, Ascomycota, Dothideomycetes, Dothideales, Saccotheciaceae.